Molecule: messenger RNA, 6171 nt
Organism: Megachile rotundata (alfalfa leafcutting bee)
Lineage: Eukaryota; Metazoa; Arthropoda; Insecta; Hymenoptera; Megachilidae
Gene: Jarid2
Product: Jumonji, AT rich interactive domain 2
Biological process (GO): regulation of gene expression; chromatin remodeling
Cellular component (GO): chromatin; nucleus
Molecular function (GO): DNA binding
Source: RefSeq, a predicted model, not a curated record
UGUGUUAUGUGUAACGCAGCGCAGUGCGUGCAAUGUGAACAAGACUUGAGAAAUCAAUAUAAUUUUAUAGUGCAGAUCUAUGUAUAUCUAAACCAUAGAUCAGAGCGUGGUAUUUAAUUUUACUUGACACAAUAAACAAUCGUUCGUUUAGUGAGAAGAACAGAUGUUUUAUCGUUGUGCUUAUUAUUAACUUUUAUUUAUUUACCUUGAAUGAAAAAUGCUUUAUUUUUAAAUAGCUCUAAACUUUAUAUGCUGUAUAGAUUCUGUAUUUCUUUUUUGGGUAUUUUUCGUAUAUUUAUGUAAAUGCUUGUUCUUUACAAAUAAGCUUAUAUCUUAUUCUUUAUAAUAGUUCUUCGGUAUUUAUUAAUUUCCAAUUUGUAUAAACAUGAAGAUAGUGAUUAGUGAAAAAUGGUGUUAAGUCGAAAUGAUAAAAGAAAGAGAAAAGAAGGAGAUUUAGUGGAUCUUAUGGAACCACUUUCAGAAUCUCCAAAGAGAACUAAAGUGCAUGCACAAAGAAAAUUUGCACAAGGAGCAACAAAUGUUUUUAACCCUACACAUACUCCAAUUAAGGAUAAAGAGAAAGCUAAACCAGCAGUUAUAACUGAAUUAAUAACACAUAAACGACCAAAUACAGAAGAUUUCUUAACAUUUCUAUGCUUUAGAGGAACAUCAAUUUUACCUCCAAGUUUAAAUUUUUUCAAUGUUGGAAACAAGAAAGAAAAGUCUGAACCUAAACCAUUACGUACAUCAGUUGAUAAGAAUGUAUGUUCUAGUACUACAUCUAAUGAAAAUCAAAAAUUAGAUACAAGUCAAAAAACUGUUACCAGAGUAAAACCUGCUGUUAAUGAUAAAAAGAAAGUUUCAAGUACAAUACAAAAAAAUAUUAGUACAUUUAAAAGUGCUACUUCUACUGUACAAGCACUCAAGAAAAAAUAUCAGGAACAACGUCUUGCUAAAGAAAGGAUUAAACAUAAAUUUAAAGCAUCCUGUGUUAUGAGAACAAGAUCUUGUACAGAAAGGACUAUGCUAAAAUCCACAAAUCAAUUAGCCCCCAGAAAGUUUCUUCCAAGAAUUGAAACUAAGAGACUUGGUUUAAGGAGCAGUGUACUUGCAGACAAAAUGAAAAAGACUUCUCCAAAAGUUAAAUCUGUUCCACCUAAGCCAAAGAAAAAAGUUACCAUAAAACAAAAUAACAGUGAUACAUCAAAUUCAGACUCUACAUCUGAAUAUGAAGAGGAAGGUCCCUCAGAGAAAUCAGUAUCACAAAUGAAGCGUGCAGUUCAAAAGAAUGUUCAAAAAAAUAUGUGUACUAGAAGUAAAUCUGAAACAAGAAGAAUUACUCGAUCUCAUACUGGGACAAUUUCACCAAAAAAUCUUAAUAAGAGACCAACAAGAAAGACAAAAGAAGCAGCUGCAGUAUAUAUGGAAAUUCUUGGCAGGAAACUUGUAAGUCCUGAUUUAGAAAAUGAUGAUAAUGGAUCUAUGGAUAGUUUUCCAGAAUUACCAAAUGCACGUAAAAGUGCUCAAACAGAAAAUGAAGCUAAAGUUAAAGUAAAACAGCCUGCUUCAAAACCAGUUACUAAAACUAAGGAUGGUAAAGUUACUGCUAUCCACAGUGUAGCGAAAAAACGAUUAGACAAAACUACAGUGAGUAAAAUUGCUUUUAAAAGUAAAAGGCUAAUAAGGGUUCAGAAAUAUUGUGAAAUAGAUAGCGACGAAGAUUCAGUAAGUUCUUCUAAUGACACUAGUAAUAAUAACAGUAAUAAUAACAAUAAUACAAGGCCUGUUACAAGACGAAGUUUAGGAAAAUUAAAUAAACCCGCAAGUCGAUUUCUUCGAUCUUCUACGAAAAAUGUAGUCACGCGAAUUGAGGUUCAAAAUAAUGUAAAUAUUAAACCGAAACCUCAAGUUCAAACUAAUGUACGAUUUAAUAAGGAUAAAUUUGUGAUAAAACGCAAACGAGAACAAAAUUUUACUAAGUCAUUACCUGAGAAAGGUAGUGAAAUAAAGCAAAAAGAAUCAAAGGUGCAAAGUAAUGCAGAUGGAACUGCAGAUUCUGACGAAGAAACUUUAGGAACAGUGCUUAAUAAAAUAAAGAGAAAGAAAGAUGAUCAUCCACAGACUGAAGAAAUUUCUAGUAAUAAUAACAACAACAAUAAUUGUGAUGUUACAGAUAAGGUUGAACAAUCUUUGGAUGAGAAUUCUAUAAAGGUGGAUCUUUCAAAAGUAUCAGAUGAUGAAGAAUCUUUUCGCGGAUUUACAAAGAAAACAAUAUCUAAAGUAUUAAACUCUUGUCAAACCCACGUUAAUGCUAAUCUCCUAGUUGCAGAGAAAACCGAAGAUACACCAAAGCCAACUAAAAUAGAAGAUGAGAAAAAUUCAGAUCCACCUAAUAAAGAAGAAAACACCGAAUUAAUAAGUAAUGAAUCUUUCUUACACAAAACUUCUGUUGUAGCGAAUGUGGCAAAUAAUCAGUGUACCCAAUCUGAAAGAAUGCAAAAGACAAAAUUGAAGUCAUCUAAUGAAAUAGAAUUUAUAAAACAUAUUGAAAAAGAAUGUCACCAUAAACCAGAAAUGUCUUCUGGAAAUGAUGUAGAUAUAUCUUUAUCAACAUUACAUGUAAGGAAAGAAAAAGUGAACAUGUCUACUGAACAAAUUGAGAAAUGGUUAAAUGAAAGUUCAUUUGCUAAAGAAGAGAGUAAGUUGGAGAUGGAAAAUGUAUCUACUUUUAAAUAUGAUAUCUGUGAGAAAAAGGCUGAUGUAUCGCAUUUAUCUAUUUCAACAAAGAUUCAACAUUUGGUAAGACCAGUUAAUGUUACACUUUCAAAGUUGGCAGAAAAGGCAAACGCAAAAGAUCGUAUGAGUAUACAAAGUAAAUUUAUAUCUACUACAAUAAUAGAUACGAAAUCCAGUGAAAUAAAGCAAGAAAAUGAACCUACUAUUGUGAAUAAAAGUAAUGUAGAUUUGAAAGAUGUUAGUAAAGCACGAAAUGCAAAAUUAUGUAAAGAUUUAUGUGCUGGAGAAGAAAGUGAUGUUACAUUAAAAUCUGAUCAAACUGUAACAGAUGGAACUGGUGAAAAGAAAUUGUCAAGUGAGAAGAAGACCAUAUUUCAGCCAAGAAAACCAUUUUUACCAAAAGUUAAAGAACGCAAAACAGUCAUUCCUAAUGCAAAUGCAUUUUCUCCAGAAAAUGAAAGUAGUGUUUAUGCAUUUGAAAGUGAUACUGAAAUUCCAGUUAAUACUCCAUUUAGACGUAAAAUUCGUGAAUCGACCAAAUCAAAUGCAAGUACUCUUUUGUCCGAAAACACUGAACAAAAGUCUGAAAUUGAUACAAAUAAAUCUGAAAAUAAUACAAAUAAAACUGUAGAAAAGAUGAUUAUGGAUAAUAGUGAGAUAUUGGAAUCAAAAGAGACCUCCAAUAAUAUCUCUUCACAAAAAGAAUGUGAAACAGUUGAAACAAAAAAUACAUCAAAUACUACACUGAAUAUAAAUAAAUUUGAAUUACCCAAAAAUUUUGCAACUUUAGCUAAUAUACAAGUACUACCAUUGGAUAAGUUAACUACAACAUGGAGCAAUGUAAAUUGUAGUGCAUCAAUUGCUGUGCAAGUAAAUCUUGAUGAUAAUGCACAAACACAAGAACAAACAGGAGAAGGAGAUUCAAACCAACAUAAAAGUACAGAAAUAUCUACACAAACUGAGAGUAAUAACGAAAAUGAUGAUGAAAAUGAUGGUCAACUAUUUUAUAUACCAUUACAAGCAGUUACAAGAAAUGGACCAAAUUUAGUUCAAGGGCAACAAUUAAUUCAAGGUGUAGCUGUUAAACUUGGUACUGAAGGACCAAAUGGACCUAAUCAAAAAGUUCUUUUAAGAGCUAAAUUAGUUACAAAACCUCCAUCAUCUAUCGCACGUUGUCCUCCCGUGGGUACUGUUCAACCCACAACUCGUACUCCACCAAAUUCUACUUUUGUAACUACAGAUCAUUCAACACCUUCUACCUCUUCAACUGUUACUUCGGUUAUCCCUGCAUCUACUUCUGAAAUUCAGUCAACUUCUCCAUGUAAAAAUGAAAACAUAAUACAAACUGUAAGCAAACAGAACACUGGAAUUUUAUCAAGUACAGGAACAGAAAAAUUAACAAAAUCUCCAAAAACUUCUAGAGAGAGAAAGACUUCCAUUGACUCAAACAAAAAUGGAAAAAGAUGUCAAAUCAAAUCAAAACAGAAAAAUGCUGAAGUUUAUUCACCAUCUAAUAAUGUAACAUUUCCAAGUGCAAAAGAUCUAAACAGUGAAGCAUGUUUAGUUGAAGCUCCAACAUUUCAUCCUAGUGAAAAAGAUUUUCAAGAUCCUUUAGAAUACAUAGAUAAAAUAAGACCAGUGGCAGAGAAAUUUGGAAUAUGCAGAGUUGUACCACCACCUAAUUUUAAACCGGAAUGUAAAGUGUCAGAUGACAUGAGAUUUACUGCUUAUAAUCAAUAUGUACAUCGCAUGCUUCAUAGAUGGGGACCUAAUGUGAAGGAAAUGAUGGCUAUAAAAAAAUACUUGGCCACACAAAGUAUAACAUUGACUCAUCCGCCUUGGAUUGGUGGCAUGGAAGUUGAUUUACCUCAUUUAUAUCAGACAGUUCAAAGCUUAGGUGGAUUAAAGGAAGUCAUUGAAAAGAAAAAGUGGCAAAAAGUAGCUGAUGGUAUGAAGAUACCAAAAUCUGCCCAAGAUCGUGUAACUAAAUUAGAUGACAUUUAUUGUAAAUAUUUAUUACCGUAUGAUACAUUAUCCCCAGAGGAAAGAAGCAAAUUAUUUGAUGAAGUUGAAUCUGAAUGGAUAAAACGAGAAAGUAAAGCUUUGCAGAGACAAAAUGCACCAAGUACUGGAGGAGAUAAUGACGAGGAUGAAGAAGAUGAUAGCUCUGAUGAAAUUGAAGAAUGCAUUGUAAAGGGUAGAAAUAUGCCAUUAAAUGCUUUCUACCGUAUCGCACGAAACACACAGCGUAUGUGGUUUGGUGAAAAUCAACGAUCUGGAAAUGAAGCUGAAGGUGCUUCUGCUGAUGAGGUUGAAAGUGCAUUUUGGAAACAUGUUGCAGAACGAAAACGGCAUGUAUGUGUACAUGCUGCAAGCAUUGAUUCAAGUGGUCGCGGUUUUGGAUUCUCUGUUGCAAAAAAUAGUCCAUUUGCAAGACAUCCAUGGAAUCUUAAAGUACUCACUAAUAAUGCUGGUUCAGUAUUGCGAGCUUUAGGUCCAAUAAUGGGUGUGACAGUACCAACACUUCAUGUAGGAAUGUUAUUCAGUGCAUGCUGUUGGUAUCGUGAUCCCCACGGUCUUCCCUGGAUAGAAUAUUUACACACUGGUGCCAAAAAGAUUUGGUAUGGUAUACCAGAUGAACAUAACAACAAUUUCAGAGAAGCUCUUUCAAAAAUGGUACCACGAUACUGUAAAAAUAAAACUAUAUGGUUACCAUCAGACACAGCAAUGGUUCCUCCUGAAUUGUUAGUUAGUAAUGGAGUAUCAUUGUGUCAUACUGUACAAGAACCAGGACAAUUUAUAAUUGUAUUUCCUAAAGCAUUUACAUCAAGCAUAUGUACUGGUUAUGUGGUUUCUGAAAGUGUUUACUUUGCACAACUAUCGUGGCUAGAAACUGCGGAACAAGUAUUUAAAGACAUACAAGAUAGUUGUGAACCAUCAAUUUUCUCGUUCGAAAGAUUAUUAUUCAACAUUAUUAAUGAUUCUAGAUCUCAUAUAGAAGUGUUAAAACAGAUUUUGCCAAGUGUAAUUAAAAUUCGUGAGAAAGAAAUAAGUUCUCGAAAACAGUUAGUAUCGGUGGGUCUUUUAAAUACAGAAAGAUUACCUCUGCCAGAUAGUGGUAAACGAAAAAAAGGGAAAAAAGUGAAAGAAGAUGAUGGUGAUUUUGAAUGUGAAGUUUGUAGAGCUAAUCUAUUUGUUUCGUUGGUUAGCAAUUCCCAAGAUGACAGUAUUUACUGUUUGCCACACGCAUUGCAAUUAUUUAACAAGAAAAAACAAACUUUAAAACAUUGUACUUUAAUGUAUACGUAUAAUGAGGAUGAAUUGGAUGAGUUAAUUCAUAAGCUGGAAGAAAGAAUUGAAGCCAAAUCUAAAAAGACUAAUCAAAUCAAACAGACAAAGUAAUAAGCCUACAAAAUUAUUUAUUAAAUUAUAUAG